Messenger RNA from Vicia faba (fava bean), 450 nucleotides. Lineage: Eukaryota; Viridiplantae; Streptophyta; Magnoliopsida; Fabales; Fabaceae. The record is from the annotation of a GenBank genome assembly.
AUGCACAUUCAAGGAGUUAAAAAGCCUUUGUUUAAUAUUGCACCUCAAGCACAAAUUAAGCUAUCAAAUUUUGCAACACUUGGUCAACAAGAUUUAACUUCAAAUUGUGAUCUUGGUCAAACAAAAAAGAAGCUACUCGAUUUGAAAGUCAUUCUCAAAAUCAAGAUUCCAAGAAAGUUACUCGAUUCAAAGGAUAGGUUAAAGCACAAGCCUGCAAGUAUACCAAAACUUCAUUUUAAGAGAUUGUUGAAAUUUUGGGACAAUAGUAUCAUCCAAAGCAUAAGCAAGAAAAAUAUUGUCAAUAGGGCUAAACAAAAGUUUAUGCACCGAGUGGGGCCGAAAAUUUUUGAGAUAAUUCGUGAAAAAUUGUGUGCAAAGGAAAACAGAGAAGAAGUCACCAAAGCAGAGAUGUUUAUUGAAACUCUUGGGCUAACAACCCCUGGUGCAUGA